Molecule: messenger RNA, 3029 nt
Organism: Siniperca chuatsi (mandarin fish)
Lineage: Eukaryota; Metazoa; Chordata; Actinopteri; Centrarchiformes; Sinipercidae
Gene: alkbh8
Product: alkB homolog 8, tRNA methyltransferase
Exons: 12
Coding region: 54-2309 (751 amino acids)
Biological process (GO): tRNA wobble uridine modification
Cellular component (GO): nucleus; cytoplasm
Molecular function (GO): S-adenosylmethionine-dependent methyltransferase activity; 2-oxoglutarate-dependent dioxygenase activity; tRNA binding
Source: RefSeq, a predicted model, not a curated record
UCGUGCAAUCAACGGGAACUAUCAGUGUUUGAUGCUUGUUGCACGCGGACAAAAUGAAAUGUCGUACCAUGGAUCCUAGUGUGGGAAACAACGUGAAGGCCGUCAGGAGAAGUAAAGAGGAUAAGAAAGUUCUUCGAAAACAGAUAAAAGCCAGUCACACUUUACUGAAACAUGAAGGUAUCAGUACAGCAUCGCAGCCUACCAAGAGUUUGGUGGUGGCUAACGGCGGCCUGGGGAACGGCGUUAGUCGAGAGGAGCUGUCUGCAGUGCUGAAAGAGAUGGGAGAGCUGGAGACGCUGAUCAUGCACCCCCACAAGCCCUAUGCUUUUGUCACGUACAGAUCUGAAGAGAGUGCUCGGAAAGCCCACAUCCACCUCAAUGGCCAAAAGCUACAAUGCGGAGAGAGCAGUGUCACACUCUACCUCAGUUAUGUCGACUCAGUAACCUGUGAAGAGGAGGCGUCUGUUCCUCUGCCAGAGGGAUUAGUCUUGGUGGAGGAUUUUGUGUCUCCAGAGGAAGAGGCUCUGUUGCUUGCUGCUAUAGACUGGUCGUCUACUAAUGAUGACAUCACUGCGCCAAAAGCUCUGAAGCAUAGAAGGGUCAAACAUUAUGGCUUUGAAUUUCGCUACGACAACAACAACGUGGAUAAGGACAAGCCGUUACCUGCAGGUAUUCCUCAGGAGUGUCUACCUGUUCUGGAGCGGUGUGUGAAGAACGAACACAUCGACAUCAUGCCAGACCAGCUGACUGUCAACCAGUAUGAGUGUGGACAGGGUAUUCCUCCUCACGUGGACACUCACUCUGCCUUUGAGGACACCAUCAUGUCACUGAGCCUGGGGGCACAGACGGUGAUGGAGUUCCGUCACCCUGAUGGUCGUCUUGUUGCCGUGGUGUUGCCAGGACGGAGCCUCCUGGUGAUGAAGGGAGAGAGCCGAUACCUCUGGACACAUGGGAUUACUCCUCGGAAGUUUGACAUGGUGCCAGCCUGCGACCCACAAUCCCCUGCUCAUACAACGCCUGACCUCAGGACCCGCGGCAAUCUCACUUUGAGCAAGAGGGGCACCCGCACUUCUUUCACUUUCCGCAAGAUCAGACGUGAACCCUGCCGGUGUGCCUUCCCCUCUGCCUGUGACAGUCAGGGAGCUCCCUCAGCACCCUUGAACUCACCGCCAUCUCCCCCGUCGCUUCCCUGUUGCCAUGACGACGCAGCCCGUCUGGAGAAGGAGUAUGUGCACCGGGUGUACAACGCCAUCGCCUCCCACUUCAGCAGCACUCGACACUCCCCAUGGCCUCGCGUUUGCCACUUCCUGUGCUCGCUCCCACCUGGCAGCGUGCUGGCUGAUGUGGGCUGUGGAAAUGGGAAAUACCUGGGUGUCAACCCAGAAGUGAUUACAGUUGGUUGUGAUCGUAGCAGUGCUCUUGUCCAAAUCUGUGGACAGCGGGGUUUCCAGGCGUUCGUAUCUGAUGCUCUCACUGUUCCUCUGCGGACAGCCUCCUGUGAUGCCUGCAUCUCUAUAGCUGUCAUACACCACUUUUCCACACAGGAGCGUCGGCUGGCAGCAGUGGGGGAGCUGGUGAGACUUCUGAAGCCUGGAGGUCGAGCGCUCAUCUACGUUUGGGCUUUUGAACAAGAGUACAACAAGCAGAAGUCCAAGUACCUCAAAGACCAGAACAAAGAGCACCCUGAGAACCACGGCCCCACUAAAAACACAUCAGAAGACAGCCAGGAACCUCAUGGGAAAUCGAGUAUCCACACCAGCAGACAUUUAGAAGACAACUACACGCCUGUAGACAACCUACAAGAUGUUAGCACAGUGACUGAUGGCAAACUUAGUGUGCACACUAACCGCACAGCCUUCAACACCCAAGACCUUUUGGUUCCCUGGCAUCUAAAAGAGGGGAAAAGACGAGGCGAGGAAGAAUCAGGAGACGGUGGGAAGAAGGGUAAAAGGAAAGAGAAGUCCAAAAAGACUUCAGGUAACUCCAUAACCAAAUUAGACUGUAACCCUGAGCCCUGUCCAGGUUUUGACUCCAACACAUCUUCUGGAUCAGGUCUUGACACCAGUGAUGCCACACACAGCCCACACCCUAAACCCAGUCCGAGUGGCGACACCACUCAGACCUCCAGUUCCACUCUAAAGUCAGAGUCCGAGAGCAGCCCAGCGCCCGUUUUUCACCGCUAUUAUCACGUGUUCCAGCAGGGGGAGCUGGAGCAGCUGUGUGGUCAGGUGGCAGGAGUCAAAGUGCAGAGCAGCUACCAUGACCAGGGAAACUGGUGUGUUAUAUUAGAGAAGGACUUAGCGAGAUGAACUGACACACUCAUAAUUUAUAAUAAUUUAGCUACAAAUACAUAUUCGAACAAGAGAGUUCAUGCAAUGUAAAGACUAAAUUAAAGGAUCCUUUUAUUUGUUUAAAUGCAGAAGAGAAAAGUGAACAGACUAAGUGCCAUGAAAUAAAUGCAAAGAUUUUACAAAAUGCCUGCCUUUGUUGUGCUCUUACUUGCAUAAUUUCUUGCCAUUGGAUCAAGGUGACAUAUUACAGGGUAUACAUGAUAUAUUUAGGUUUAAAAGCCACCUAAGGUCAAAUAUUAGAUCUGGAUAACUAUUUUGGUGUAUUGAUUGGGAAAACUAAAUGCAGCUAACUGAAACAAACCUGGAGGUAGUUUGAGGAGGAUGUUGGUUAUAAGCAACAUUCUCCACAGUGCAUAGACUGUACAGUAGAUCACCAACAAUAAUCUUUACCUCACUACUUUGCUUCGUCCCCUGUCUUUGACCUCGGUGUCUUGGUCUGAAUUAACUGAGCUGUAACUAAGCUGUUAACAGUGUGCCCGACCUUUUCAAGUUAAAGGGCCGAGAGGUAACGUGGCGUUGGGGGAUUUGUUCACAUUAGAGAUGCAGAAUGUUUUUUUGUUUUUUUCUCUUGAAAAAAAAAAAUGUGACUGUGGCAGAGCUAGCACCUCCAUGGUGAAAGAUUAUUGUCCAAGCCAUGUACUUGUAUGUUGAUUAAUAAAGUUAAUGUGCAGUACCUCA